AAGACACCGAAGAGUAGGAAAAAGUCAAAGUAACUCUUUUUAAAAUUUCAUUUUCUGUCUAAAAAUGAAAUACUUUUCAAACGCAUGUUUAUUUUGUAACAAUUUUAUUAAAAAGAAUGAAAAAGUUCAGGUACCAUUUUGUAGGAAACCAGUUGUGAGACUACCCUUUCCUUUAUGAUUACAAAAGAAGAAGAAAAAGAAAAAACAGUCUUCCAAGAAAGAAAAAACAAUUUCCAAAUUGUUGGUGAGCCGGGAUCUACCUUUGACGUAAACCUAUGGUCAGGCAUCGGAAUUUCUACUCACUUUUAUACGCAUUCGGGUUUCACUGGGACCAGACGACCUUCGCGUUUCUGUAGUAGAAUAAUUAAUUCUUCAGCCGAAGUCUCACACUAUCAAUCGAACUCACGUGAGAUAACAUCGCUCUCUCAUGCGAAGCCGCUAAGAAUUCGUCAAUUUUGGUGGAUUUGCGCUUCAAAGGAACUCUGUUCAACAGGCCAAAGCCAUAAUAGUCCAUAGGUGAAGCAUCAAGAAUCUUCGCAGAAAUAUAUUGAAAAGGUUCAUUUGCGUUUACUGUCUUUGAAAUCAAUCAACAUGGGAACCCCUCUGAAAAAUCUGACAAAUUCUCAGCUUUCAGCUUUAAAAGAGUUCAGAAGUAACCUAUCCGACCUCUUAGGACCGUAUGAUACAGAUGUCAUAUUAUUAAAAUGGCUUAGAGCAAGAAACUUUAACAUCAAAAAAGCAGAAAUAUACUUUAGAGAGUUUCAUGCAAUCUCUAAAUGUUACGAAUUGGAUACUUUGUAUGACAGUUACACAAAACCCGAGGUAGCAGAAAAGCACGAAUAUACCGCAUUUCUAGGUUAUGCAAAAGACGGUUCAGUCGUGCGUUACAAUCCAGUAGGACUGGGAGAUCACAUAGGUCUCCUUAAUUGCAUAUCUACGUACGACUGCAUGGUGUAUGCCUGUUCUUUUGUGCAAGAAGAUUUAGUUCGACAAAGGAAGGAGAAUGCGAGGACGGGGAAAGAUAUUAAUGAAAUUACGUACAUCUUCGAUUUGGAAGGUCUUUCGAUUCAAGAUCUUUUACACAAAAGUGUUCUUGAAAUGGCAUUGGACAUGGGAGCCAUGGUACAAGACUACUACCCGGAAAUUUGGGGCAAUGUUUUUUUCAUUAACGUUCCAUCUUUCUUCGACGUCGCUUACAACUUAUUCAAACCUAUUUUACGUAUGCAGGUUAUUCAAAAGCUGAAAAUAGUAUCCAGGGAAAAUGUUCCUCAAACACUGCUGAGAUAUAUCGAUGAAGAUGUCCUACCUGCUUUUCUUGGAGGUAAACGAGUUGAUUGCAAUGGAAAUCCGAAAUGCACAGAGUUCCUGAGGUUUGGAGGUAAGAUACCUGAAAAGUAUUACAUCACAAAUCGAGCUCCUCUAUCACCAGAAGACUCAGGCGUCACUUCUCUGUGGAUUCCGGCCAGAGGAGUUUAUAACCACUGUUUGGUGGUUCGAAAACCUGGAGCUAGAUUUCACGUUCAAUAUCACACUGAAAAUGGAAGUAUUCAUGUGAGAAAAUUUUACAGGAAAAUAACGGACUUUGAAAACCCCGAUAUUCCUACUUCAGAUGAAUAUUUAGAUGAAAGAGAUGAAAAAACCAACGUUCUACUCAUCAGUCCAGGCAUGAGGGUACAAUCUCAUUUAGUUCCAUUGGAUUAUACUAACUUCGUAGCUCCUUGGGCCGGUGUAUAUAUUUUCCGGUUUAGUAAUAGCCACAGCUGGUUUGGGGCAAGAAAGCUUACUUUUCGAAUACGUCUCCUGGAAUCCGAUCUAUGAUUGUGCUAUUAUAUAUAUUUUUUUAUUUAAGAAAAGUAUUAAGUCAGUGUGAAAUAUAUACUUAAUCAUAUUAUAUUGAAACGUGCUCAUAUAUUGCAAUACUUUUUUAUCAUAUUAGUAGCAGAAGACUAUGUUAUAAGCCAAAGUUCUAUGCAGGUAAUAACAAAGAAAGUACAAUCUACUUCAUUCACACAGAAGGACUGAAAUAAUGAAUGAAACCAAGCAACCAUUAAAUGAUGAAAUUUCCAUAACGACUUUCAGAAUUUGUUAGCAAACUGUACACAAUGAUUAAAAUAAAAGUGGAUAGUGAUUCUGAUAAAUUCUUAAUGAUUCAUUUUUGUAAGCCUUGUAAAACUAAAAGCAAACUUCAAUUUAACGCUAUCAAUCGAAUUUCUUUCAACUAGUCAUCUAUCUUGUGAUGUUAACGAUAGAUGGCAGCACGAAUUGAAAUUCUAUUUUUGUGCAUGCUUUUGUGCUGUUCGUCAGUGUGAAUACAGAACUCGAUGUUUUAUAAAAAUAUUUUUUGUAUUCUAUUUUAUCAAAUAAAUAUGUAUAAUAUUU
Molecule: messenger RNA, 2379 nt
Organism: Argiope bruennichi
Lineage: Eukaryota; Metazoa; Arthropoda; Arachnida; Araneae; Araneidae
Product: SEC14-like protein 2
Exons: 16
Coding region: 592-1818 (408 amino acids)
Cellular component (GO): cytoplasm
Source: RefSeq, a predicted model, not a curated record